AGCAAUAUUUUUUUGAGGUUAAACAACUUUUACACAAUGGUUAUGUUUUGAAAGAAAUUGUUUAUAUUUAUAAUUAAACUUUUCCUGAUAUUUUAUACCUAGUGAAACUCCACGAAGUCAAGUAUUUGACAAUGCGUAUAAAAACAAUAUUUGCCAUUUUACUUUGUGCAACAGCGUCAACAAUCCUAAUAUACUUAAUGACAAAAAAUGAGUUUUAUGACGUGCCUAAGAUACACAUAAAUUCGAGAUUAUCCGAUUUGGAGCAAUCUUUGAAACAAGAGUUCGAGCAAAACUCAAAAUUGAUAAAUGGUAUUAAAAAAAUUAUUGAAAAAGCAGGCAAAGUCGGAGAAAAUAAAGGUGGUAAGAUAGAUGAUCCAGGAGAAGUUGGAAAACCAACAUCAACACUUCAAUAUCCAGUUAUUCCUGUCCUUGUGUUUGCUUGUAAUCGAAUUACUGUAAAGAAGUGCCUAGAUCAAUUAAUUCUUUAUAGACCCAGCAAAGAGCAAUUUCCAAUAAUUGUCAGUCAGGAUUGUAACCAUGAGGAUACCAGAAAUGUUAUAUUGUCAUAUGGAGAUGAACUUAUAUAUAUUCAACAACCAGAUCAAUCUGAAAUAGCUGUUCCUCCGAAAGAAAAAAAGUUUAAGGGAUAUUUUAAGAUAGCAAGGCAUUAUGGAUGGGCUUUAAACCACACAUUUCUCAAAUUAAAUUUUGAUACGGUUAUAAUUGUUGAAGAUGACCUGGAUAUAGCACCUGACUUUUUUGAAUAUUUUCUGGGAACAUAUCCCAUUUUGAAGAAAGAUAAAACAUUGUGGUGUGUUUCUGCUUGGAAUGACAAUGGGAAAGCUGAUUUAGUAGACAAUGAUGCUUCCACAUUACUAUAUCGGACUGACUUUUUUCCGGGACUGGGUUGGAUGUUAACUAAAGAUCUGUGGCUGGAGUUAGCACCAAAAUGGCCAAAAUCAUACUGGGAUGAUUGGAUAAGACAACCCCAGCAAAGAAAAGAAAGAGCUUGUAUUAGGCCAGAAUUGUCAAGAACAAGAACAUUUGGAAAAUUUGGGGUUUCCAAUGGACUGUUCUAUGAAAAACACUUAAAGUAUAUUAAGUUAAAUGAAAAAUUUGUACCAUUUAGAAGUAUGAAUCUUACAUACUUAAUGAAGGAUAAAUAUGAUGUGAUGUUUCUUAAAGAGGUAUACACGAGUGCUGUUGUUGGAUACAGUGAAUUAAGGUCAAAUCAAAUUGUGAAUGAAGGUCCUGUCAGAAUUCCAUAUCAUACAAAAGACAUAUAUAAAAGAACUGCCAAGAUAUUAGGACUAAUGGAUGACUUCAGGAGUGGCGUGCCUAGGAUGGGAUACCGAGGUGUGGUUUCAUUUUUUUAUAAUGGAAGAAGAGUGUAUUUGGCACCUCCACCAAAUUGGAAGGGAUAUGAUAUCACUUGGAGCUAACACAAGUGAACAUUCAAAAAAUGAACUUCUAGUAAAACACAUUCGAUGAUAAUAAUGGACUUUGCAAGCUUGCAGAAAAAUUUAUGUGAGUG
Ctenocephalides felis (cat flea) is the source of this 1534-nucleotide messenger RNA. Its product is annotated as alpha-1,3-mannosyl-glycoprotein 2-beta-N-acetylglucosaminyltransferase. Gene Ontology annotation, molecular function: alpha-1,3-mannosylglycoprotein 2-beta-N-acetylglucosaminyltransferase activity. Lineage: Eukaryota; Metazoa; Arthropoda; Insecta; Siphonaptera; Pulicidae. The coding region runs from base 132 to 1442 and encodes 436 amino acids. The transcript is spliced from 10 exons. Gene Ontology annotation, biological process: protein N-linked glycosylation. Gene Ontology annotation, cellular component: Golgi apparatus. The record is from RefSeq and is a predicted model, not a curated record.